AGAGGUGCAAGCCACCACACCAGGCUGUAUCACAGCGAGAAAUUCCCUGUACACAUUGAGGGAGAUCUAAAAGCGAUAGCGCCCCGGAGGGAUGUCAAAGAGGAAGAGCUAGCGGACACGCCUACAGCAGGGAACCAAUCACUGCGCUCCUUAUGCAAGGGCUCAUUUACAUACAGUUAUCAGUGAAGCUGCAACACAGCCAGGAAGCAGCCGGCUUGAAGGGAUCUGCUACCAGCCGCAUCCACACUGACAUUGAAUUACACGCUAAUCUUACAGCGAUACCAGGCACACGAACGACGGCAACAGAUCCGAUGUACUUUUACUUUCUGCGAUAUGAUCUCUUUCUAAAUGAAGCAGCCGGCUUGAAGGGAUCUGCUACCAGCCGCAUCCACACUGACAUUGAAUUACACGCUAAUCUUACAGCGAUACCAGGCACACGAACGACGGCAACAGAUCCGACGUACUUUUACUUUCUGCGAUACGAUCUCUUUCUAAAUUUCGUCAUGCAGUGCCAGCGUCACCUCCUGCAGCAUCCCUUUGAUCUCAAGCUUUGUUGGAAGGCAUUUCAGGGUUUUAGGAAGGAUACCCCAUAUGCAGCGUUAGCCCCUAGGCCAUCGCGGCCAUCUCGAUGAGCGUUGCGUGCGCGUGUGUGCGCGCUCAAGCACAUGAGCGUCAAUCCUCCGUCUCCUCCUCUCCUGAUCUGCCCCAUUUUGCCUUUAAUCUGCACAAAUCCUGGUUAACUAGCCAGACAGCUUCUCAUCAUCUGAUGGGGACACCCUUUCCCUGAUCUGCCCAAUCUUUGCUCCUGUGAUGUCACUGGCCUCCAUUUCACAACAUGGCGAUAAAAUGUUUUUCAAAAGGUAGCAACCAUAGUGGUUAUCCCUUUAAAAUAGUUAAGACUUUACUCUGUAGUGAGUUGGCAGAUUGUACACUGAAUCAGGAUUGGACAAUAAAAUCUCCUCAGAAUUUCAAGAAACCUGUCUCUACCCCAGCAUUUCUAGCUUGCAGAAUGCCUUGCUUUCAAACCAAAUGCACAGGGAUACAGAGGGAGCCCCUGCUGCAGCAGCCAGCCAGUCAGAUCUGUCGAGAAGUUAAAGUGCAGUGUGUGAUUAAAGGAGCUGCAGUAACAGAGAGCUGGAUAGCUUUGAGCAUUCAGUCUAAAGGGAGAGGUUACCCUGUGUUCAGUUCAGCUGUUAGAUGUCUUUUGAAAUCCUUGUAUGUUUCUGGUGUGAAGAACAGGUCUUGCUCGUGUACCUGCCACAUGGGAGCGGCUACCAAAUCCAAAGGGAAAGGUACCUUGGGGCAGGUAGCUCUACCUGGGGACAUAAGAGCUCUUGGGGAAGGGAAUUGAACUGUGUUAAUAUGCAUUUAUCCACCCAGAGUGGAAUGUGGGACUGUGUCAAUGAAAGACUGUGCCAAGGGUUUGAUAGUCACACCGGUUCCCCAGGGCAGAGUUAAUUGUGUGAUUGUUGUGAUCCUCAGUGCUUACUAGGUGGAGGCAUUGCGCUGUAAAUCCCAGUUCCCAGUAUCUUUCAUAUGCAAAGGGUUAAUUGCUGUUUAAGAGUUACAUAUAUGUGGGUGAAAUAGCACUUUACUUAAAAAAAAAGUUUUUCUGAUCUAAAAAAAUUGCUUUUUGGCCUUAGCACUUAUCAUUUAUAGAAAGAUUUAUGAAA
Molecule: messenger RNA, 1673 nt
Organism: Xenopus laevis (African clawed frog)
Lineage: Eukaryota; Metazoa; Chordata; Amphibia; Anura; Pipidae
Exons: 5
Coding region: 153-632 (159 amino acids)
Source: RefSeq, a predicted model, not a curated record